CGGCGGCGGCGCCAUGAGCGGGGGCACCCCUUACAUGGGCAGCAAGAUCAGCCUCAUCUCCAAGGCGGAGAUCCGCUACGAGGGCAUCCUCUACACCACCGUAGCCCUCGCCAAAGUUCGAUCCUUUGGUACAGAAGACAGACCAACAGAUCGUCCAAUACCACCUCGAGAUGAAGUCUUUGAAUACAUUAUUUUCCGAGAGAGUGAUAUUAAAGACCUCACUGUUUGUGAGCCACCGAAACCGCAGUGUUCUUUGCCUCAAGAUCCAGCUAUCGUUCAGUCUUCAUUAGGUUCAUCUGCUUCUUCAUUCCAGUCAGUAGGUUCUUAUGGACCUUUUGGCAGGAUGCCCACGUACAGUCAGUUCAGUCCAAGUUCAUUAGUCGGGCAGCAGUUUGGUGCUGUUGGUGUUGCUGGAAGCUCCUUGACAUCCUUUGGAACAGAAACAUCAAACAGUGGUACCUUAACCCAAAGUAGCGCAGUUGGUUCUGUCUUUACACAGGAUACAAGAUCUCUAAAGACACAAUUAUCUCAAGGUCGUUCAAGCUCUCAGUUAGACCCUUUGAGAAAAAGCCCAACCAUGGAACAAGCAGUGCAGACCGCCUCAGCCCACUUACCUGCUCCAGCACCUGUUGGGAGAAGGAGCCCCGUAUCAACCAGGCCUUUGCCAUCUACCGGCCAAAAAGCAGUAGAGAAUCAAGAGCACAGGCGAGCCGAAGUGCACAAAGUUUCAAGGCCAGAAAACGAGCAACUCAGAAAUGAUAGCAAGAGACAAGUUGCUCCAGGUGCUCCUACGGCUCCAAGAAGAGGGCGUGGGGGUCAUCGAGGUGGCAGGGGAAGAUUUGGUAUUCGGCGAGAUGGUCCAAUGAAAUUUGAGAAAGACUUUGACUUUGAAAGUGCAAACGCACAAUUUAACAAGGAGGAAAUUAACAGAGAGUUUCAUAAUAAACUUAAAUUAAAAGAGGAUAAACUUGAGAAACAAGAGAAGCCGGUAAAUGGUGAAGAUAAAGGAGACUCGGGAGUAGACACACAAAACAGUGAAGGAAAUGCCGAUGAAGAGGAUCCGCUCGGACCUAAUUGCUACUACGACAAAACCAAAUCCUUCUUCGAUAAUAUUUCUUGUGAUGAUAAUAGAGAACGAAGACCAACCUGGGCUGAAGAGAGAAGAUUAAACGCUGAAACAUUUGGAAUCCCACUUCGUCCAAACCGUGGCAGUGGCGGGUACAGAGGCAGAGGAGGUCUUGGUUUCCGUGGUGGCAGAGGGCGUGGCGGUGGCAGAGGUGGUACCUUCACCAUGCCUCGAGGAUUUCGUGGUGGAUUCAGAGGAGGUCGAGGGGGCAGGGAGUUUGCAGAUUUUGAAUAUAGGAAAGACAACAAAGUUGCUGCAUAGUCUACAAACAAGUCUUUGAAAAUAGGUGAAUUUCUAGCUCUUUGUGGUCCUGAAAUUGGCUUCAGUCUUUGCCAAGGAUGAAGAAGCGGAUUCGCUG
Messenger RNA from Propithecus coquereli (Coquerel's sifaka), 1484 nucleotides. RefSeq names its product protein LSM14 homolog A. Gene Ontology annotation, cellular component: P-body. Gene Ontology annotation, biological process: cytoplasmic stress granule assembly; P-body assembly. The transcript has a single exon. Lineage: Eukaryota; Metazoa; Chordata; Mammalia; Primates; Indriidae. Gene Ontology annotation, molecular function: mRNA binding. The record is from RefSeq and is a predicted model, not a curated record. Bases 14 to 1387 code for a protein of 457 amino acids.